CAUGCUCAAUGCGCGGCGGACGCCAUGUUGGAGAUACAGUGGAGUCGGGCUGGGAUUUUUGUCUGACGCCGUAUGUUUUUCUUGAAAAACACAUCUCGCCCUCUUGCAUUGUCGGGCCCCCACGUUUGACCGCGCGCGACCUGCCGCGGACAUGAUGAACUCCAGCGUCGACCUGUCGCGGCGGAAUCCGCAGGAGGACUUCGAGCUCAUCCAGCGGAUAGGAAGCGGCACCUACGGAGAUGUGUACAAGGCUCGUAAUGUCAACACAGGAGAGCUGGCUGCUAUCAAAGUCAUCAAACUAGAACCGGGUGAGGACUUUGCUGUCGUCCAGCAGGAGAUCAUAAUGAUGAAGGACUGUAAACACUCCAACAUUGUUGCCUAUUUUGGCAGUUAUCUCCGGAGAGAUAAGUUAUGGAUCAGUAUGGAGUACUGUGGAGGAGGUUCUCUGCAGGACAUCUAUCACGUCACCGGUCCGUUGUCGGAGUCACAAAUAGCCUACAUGUCACGUGAGACCCUGCAGGGUUUGUACUACCUACACAAUAAAGGCAAGAUGCACAGAGACAUCAAGGGAGCCAACAUCCUCCUGACAGACAACGGCUACGUUAAACUAGCUGACUUUGGUGUAUCGGCCCAGAUCACGGCAACUCUAGCCAAGAGGAAGUCAUUCAUUGGAACUCCUUAUUGGAUGGCUCCGGAGGUCGCAGCGGUGGAGAGGAAAGGCGGCUACAACCAGCUGUGUGAUAUCUGGGCCGUGGGCAUCACUGCAAUAGAGUUGGCGGAACUGCAACCACCGAUGUUUGACCUGCAUCCCAUGAGGGCUCUGUUCUUAAUGACCAAGAGUAAUUUCCAGCCUCCUAAGUUGAAAGAUAAACUCAAGUGGACAAAUAACUUCCACCAUUUUGUCAAACUCGCCCUGACCAAGAACCCAAAGAAGAGGCCCACAGCUGAGAAACUCCUGCAGCACCCUUUUGUGUCCCAGCCCCUCAGCAGGACGCUGGCGAUCGAGCUGCUGGACAAGUCCAACAACCCCGACCACAGCACCUUCAACGACUUUGACGACGACGACCCUGAGCCUGAGUCUCCGGUCUCUGUUCCUCAUCGUAUUCGCUCCACCAGCAGGAGCACGAGGGAAGGGAAGACCCUGUCUGAGAUUAACUUCGGUCAGGUGAAGUUUGAUCCUCCGCUGCGAAAGGAGACGGAGCCGCACCACGAGCCGUGUGAUUCUGAGCCCUAUCUGGACUGUGUUGAGGAGCUCUACUAUACCGCGAGAUCUAAUCUGGACCUACAGCUGGAGUACGGCCAUGAUUCACCAAGUCUACUGGGAGGAAACAAGAGUCUCCUCAAAUCCGUGGAGGAAGAGCUUCAUCAGAGGGGCCAUGUGGCACACUUAGGGGAUGAUGAGGAUGAGGAUGAUGAUGGUGCAGAUGAUGAUGAAACUCACACUCAUAAAUCGAGCACCAUCAUGAGGCCAAAGGUCCCGCCCCCGCUUCCGCCCAAGCCCAAGUCCCUCUGCUCGUCCCAGCAGCCGCAGCCGCCGCAGCAGCAAAAACUAGACGACAGCCAAUCACACAGCGAGGACGACAGCGGAGGGGGCGGGACCAUCAAGCGCUGUCCGGUCCCACAGAUGUCGAGUCCGGCCAAGGCCGCGUCCAACGUACCCCCGCGGCCCCCGCCCCCGAAGCUGCCGCCCCACCGCCGCAGUAGCCUAGGUAACGAGAGCCAGCAGCUCACGGACGCCGAAAACUCUGCCCCAGAGGAUGAUGGGAGCUUUAGGCAUUUCUGGGAGUGGCUCCACACGCCUCACACAGAGGAGGAGCUGGAGGAGGCAUGGGAGGUGCUGAAGGAGGUGAAAGAGGAGCAGGAAAAAGAGGAGGAGAAGGAAGCGAGUAACGGGUUGAACUCUCCACACAAUGGCGAGAGGGACAGUCCGGCAGGAAGACAGUCCACCAUGCCCCCUAGUGUCCCCAUACGGAAAGACAAGAAGGACGUUCCGAUGCCGAUCAGUAAUGGCCUCCCUCCAACACCCAAAGUCCAUAUGGGUGCAUGUUUCUCCAAGGUGUUCAACGGCUGCCCGCUGAAGAUCCACUGUGCCACCUCGUGGAUCAACCCCGACACCCGAGACCAAUAUUUGAUAUUCGGAGCUGAAGAGGGGAUCUACACAUUAAACCUUAAUGAGCUGCAUGAGACCACGAUGGAACAGCUCUUCCCUCGACGGUGUACCUGGCUCUACGUCAUGAACAGCUGUCUCCUUUCCAUAUCUGGAAAAGCCUCCCAGCUGUACUCCCAUAGUCUGAGUGGUCUGUUCGAACAAGCCAGACAGUUAGGGAAGUUACCAGUAGCCAUUCCCACGCACAAGCUGCCUGAUAAGAUGAUUCCCAGGAAGUUUUCUGUAUCCAAUAAAAUUCCAGACACUAAAGGUUGCCAAAAGUGCUGCGUGGUGCGUAACCCGUACACAGGCCAUAAGUAUCUGUGUGGAGCCUUCCAGUCCAGUGUCAUGCUGUUAGAGUGGGUGGAGUCAAUGCAGAAGUUCAUGCUCAUCAAGAACAUCGACUUCCCGUUGCCGUGUCCACUGGAGGUCUUUGAGAUGCUGGUGGUCCCGGAGCAGACCUACCCUCUGAUCUGCGUGGCCGUCAGCAAAGGCACCGAACUCAACCAGGUGGUGCGGUUCGGCACCGUCAACCCCAACUCUACCUCCUCCUGGUUCACAGAAGCAGACACACCGCAGACGUGUGUGAUCCACGUCACCCAGCUGGAGAGAGACACCAUCCUAGUCUGCCUCGACAGGUGUAUAAAGAUAGUGAACCUCCAGGGCCGGUUGAAAUCCAGCAGAAAGCUGUCAGCCGAGCUGACCUUCAACUUCCAGAUUGAAGCCACAGUUUGUCUCCAGGACAGUGUUCUGGCCUUCUGGAGGCACGGCAUGCAGGGACGGAGCUUCAAGACCAACGAGAUCACUCAGGAGAUCUCUGACAGCACACGCAUCUUCAGACUACUGGGAUCAGACAGACGCGCUGACCGUAGACACCCAGAGGCUGAGGAGGGAGGCCUCUCUCUGCCCAGAGUGGUGGUGCUGGAGAGCAGGCCCACAGACAACCCUACAGCCCACAGCAACCUCUACAUCCUGGCAGGCCAUGAAAACAGCUACUGAGACACACACACCCCCACACAAACACACCCUCUCCUAAACAGCAGACCACUAUUGCAAACAAGGGAGUUAAUGCAACACGGGAGACACACUCAGCCCAACCUUACCGCCGCCACCACCUUCCCACCCGGCCUGCCGGCAGUGUGACUGGGAGACGUGCAGACGUGGAUUCCCACUAGCAGACGUUUAAGAAAAAAAAAAAAGCACCACGGUGUUUUAUGUGUAUCGGUUCAGCAUGUUGUAGUAGGACGAGCGGGGUGUGGACUCGAGGGGGUUUGAAACUGGUCUGAGGCCAGUUUGGGUUUUGCGAUAGCGACGUCAACCCAUAAAAUCCUGAUUAGCAUCCCACCUUCCUCCUCUUCCUCUCCCCCGCAUACUGCACACUGGGGGGGAGAGAGAACAGCAUCCAGCACAGAAGUUUGACUUCAACACUUUCUACUACUACUUCUACACACAUAAGUACUACUGCUACUACUGCUACUUGCGCUAAAAGCUUCAGAGAACAGCCAUCUUGCACAGAAAACCUUCCCCCUCUCCCCUUUGUAGUCUUUUCCUCUGUCUCCUCCUCCCUCCCUCCCGUCCCUUCCUUUCCCCUUUUAUUUUUAAAAACUACACCUUUAUUUAUUGUGGCAUGAUGUAACUUUAACAACCAGGAUGGCUUUCCUGUUUUAUUAGGUUUUUUUUAAAAGGAUAAAAAAAGAGAAAACGGACAAAAAAAAAAGCUUCGCCACCUCCGCUAGAAUCGAAUUCCAGUACCCGUCACCACACAAGUGCUUAAUUGACCUCUAUUUAAUUGUUGUAAAUAUAAAUGUAGUAUUUUUUUGACAGAGACGAAACACUAAAAAAAGACUGCUCGUGUAGAUAUAGGCGUGUGUGUAUAGUCGCUCUGUGCAACCGUGGAGACAAACGGGAGAGACUGGGGAGGGCUGACGGGGGGGGGGGGCAGUUCACUUCCUGUUUCCCCGAUCAUGUGACGGAAAGGUCCAGGAAGCAAAAGGGGCGCCUGCAGUCUCCUCAGGUGGACAGCUUUAGUAGUCUUCAUAUUAUUCUAAUAACGAUCCGGAGCUCAGGAUUUGGACUGAGCAAACACAGGAAGCGGCACUGAUUGGUCGUUUUUUUUUUUUCAUCCCGCAUCCCAUCGGGACUUCCUGCUUGUUUGCGCCAUAGCAACUGUUGUCAGGGCAGCGUUAUGUUUUGAGUUUUUCUUUUCCCUGUUUUUCGACGACAUCUGUUUUCAUUUUUUUAUACAGCUUUAAUCAGAAAGCCUCGUUUUUUUUAUGAUACUUUUAUUAUUUCUAUUGAACCACUGGUGUUAAAGCAUUUGCACAGCAACAACAACAACAACAACCAUAUUUGAUAAACAAAUGUGAUGUCAUUAUAUGACCUUGUGUGUAUGCACAGUGUGAGUGUGCGCGUGUGUGUGUAUUUGUAUAUGUGUGUGCGUAGACGUAGAAGCGGCACAUAUACGAGUGCAUCGUGUACAGGCCUGCUCUUUACAGUGACAAGUCGUGUUUCUGCCCCUUGAAGAAAGAAAGCACUGAGAUUUACACAGAAAGAAAAAUCACUUAUAUUUCCAUAAUUGACCUGGUAUGAAUUAAAUAUUAUCCAUAAAUAAAUAACAAGUUUUUCUCCUAAAAAUUUCACAAAUGUAAUCAAAAUAUUAGAUGGAUUUCUCUCAAUCUGGAAGAGUUUUAAUCAGCGGCAAAAAAACACCCACCCGUAUAAAAACAAAAUCAUAUUUCUUCCAGAUUAAAAACCUGCUCCAAGACGGAAAAUUGUGAAGGGACGAUUAAGUGGCAGAUUAGCGCACGUUUUUUAUUUCUGUGUAAAUCUCGUAUUGGAUUUCAACCCUCACACAGUCAGCGUCUACACGUGGCCGUUACACUACCAACCGGGCUUUACGAGCUCUGACACCAGAGGUCGCUUUGAAAUGGACGUCAACGCUUGUUCCAGAUAGCAUCUCUCUCUCUCUAAUCCGGAAACCUGCCGUGAUCCGAAACAUCAUCGGCUUCAUUUUACAACAUCGGUCAUUUCUUCAUUUGCAACCAAAAGGCAAUGAGAUAAACGAGUCAGAAAAUACAAUAUAUAUAUAGACGAACAAAAACAAGAAACAGUUAACACCCACUAGAAACUUAUAAGUAGAGCGACACUACGAACGUGUGAACAAAAUCUGAUUUCUGACGACACACACCUUCUGUUAAAUCUAUUGCUUUAUUUUACAUUUACGUCCCCUAAUCCAACUGCAAUCCGAUGCUGGACAGGAAAGUUUAAGACGUAAACAUUUAUUUCGUUGUCGGGUGUUUAACUAGCACAAGAAGAACAUUGAAGUGUAAAAGGACGCCCCAACAUUGAGCUCUGUACAGUCGUGUCACUGGAUUUUAACCAAGAAGUGACCAUGCGUCGCCGUGUUGGAAGACAAGAAAGUAACAGUUUUCUGCUCCUCCAGAGUAACCAGUCACUUUACCGACACUGCAGCACGUCCGUCCUCCAGGCGCCGUUUCACUCCGAUUUAUCUCCACACAUCCUCUCACUGGUCCUGACGCGUUUCCUCGCACUGUGGCGGUGAAGUUUGAAUCUAGUCAAGUGUUGAGGGUGAGUCCACUGUUGUGAGGAUGUCAUUUAUUUAUCUUCUUUCUUUUUUUGUCUUUAUCACCCGAGCACAUCAUUUUUGUCUUUGCACCCGGAGGACGGCCGUUCACAAAUAUUAAUCCCGACACGACUUUAUGACGACAGCGCAGAAACGUCUUCGUCGAAAAACCAAACGUGGAAAUGUACAUUGCCAUUUGUUCUGACUGGCCUUCACAGUGACUCACGUCCCCACAUGAGCGAUGAAGCCAAUUAUCAUUUUUAAAAACGGACAUAUUACAGUUUCAGGGCUGCGGCCGAGUCCCAUUCACACGAUCGGGUUAUUUUACAAAAGAAACAUUUUCUUUACAAUUUGUUCAUUCAGCGGCGUAAAAGAUAUUCAAGUUAUAAUAAAUCUGCUACAUAGUGUCACAUUGACAUUAAGGCCUGAUUAAUCACCGUCAAUAUUUAGGCUCGGUUCAUUCGAUUUGAUCGAUUCCUCGUCAGUCGAUCCAUUGAGAUUGUGUUUUACCACUUCAUCAUGAUAUAUUUGGAGCAAAAAUGUAAUCAAACAAUCCCUUACAUCAGCACUCGGUAUAUGUCAAAAAAUAUAAUGGGUUUUUUAUAAUCUAAUGCCAAAAUAUGUAGUUGAAAAAAAAUAUUACGGCCAAAUUUAGUGUCCUAGACGAGAAAUAAGAACUCUAACUCUUUGUCCGAUCAUCAGUGUGUGGGGUCAGUGUCGAACACGACAUGUUAGAAACGUCUGUCCCGUCGGUUGGACGCGUGUACGCGAACAAAAGCGGAGAAAUCGCAUCGAGCCACUCGGACGUCUCACGCGACGACGUAGCGAACGAGAGAUUCCACAUUUCUUUGACGCUUUCCUUUUAGUUUCUGAAAAAACACUCAUUUGUUCAGAGUUGAUUUUAAAAUCAUGAGAACUCAACCCCCAGCGCGGGGGGGGGGAAACUCCUCCUCUUUCAUUUUAUUUUUUAAAUAUAUUUUUUUUUUAUUGUGUUUUUUUAUUAACUUGUACUUUUUGGAAAAAACUGUCCCCUUUAUUUGCAGAACGACAACACUAGGUCUCUGUGAGAUUGAAUGAUGUUUUGAUGACUCCCUAAUUUCUGCAGUCAUUGAUCCAUAAUCCCCCUGAAGCAGGUGCCAACACGAUUCUUCCGUUGUGGGUUCUUUUACCCUCAAAGUUUGUUGUUUCAUAAGCGCAACUAUUCCUGUGUCAAAUCAUGUGCGACGGUCAUUCACCGGGGUUGUUCUGAGAUGAUGUGGGCACCAGAUAUGUGGAUUUCUUGAAUUAAGACGCUCAGAAAAUACAAAAAUCUCCGUUAAGAUCGACUCCCCCCUCUAUCCUCCCAAUGUUAAACAAAAACCCUUUUAAGUCUCCUCUGUUCUGUCACUAUUACACCUUUUGUCCUAUUUUGUUUUUGUUUUCAUAAUGCAAUGCACAUGUUAUGAAAUGUACAUAGUGUAAAAUAAAAAAUGGGUUUGUUUUACAUACUGUAUAAUUGCCUAUAUUUUGUUUCAGAAGUGUAACAGAUUUAUGAGAUGACAGGUUAACACAUUAAAAAGAAGGAACCGAA
Messenger RNA from Scophthalmus maximus (turbot), 7299 nucleotides. Its product is annotated as mitogen-activated protein kinase kinase kinase kinase 3. Gene Ontology annotation, biological process: protein phosphorylation. The record is from RefSeq and is a predicted model, not a curated record. Gene Ontology annotation, molecular function: ATP binding; MAP kinase kinase kinase kinase activity. The transcript is spliced from 35 exons. Bases 152 to 3145 code for a protein of 997 amino acids. NCBI's taxonomy places the organism in Eukaryota, Metazoa, Chordata, Actinopteri, Pleuronectiformes, Scophthalmidae.